Molecule: messenger RNA, 1419 nt
Organism: Oryzias melastigma (Indian medaka)
Lineage: Eukaryota; Metazoa; Chordata; Actinopteri; Beloniformes; Adrianichthyidae
Exons: 5
Coding region: 163-1071 (302 amino acids)
Biological process (GO): regulation of cell differentiation
Cellular component (GO): membrane
Source: RefSeq, a predicted model, not a curated record
AUUAACUUUACACAGCCACACAAAUUGCUGUUGCCAAGUCAUUUCCAUGCUGCAGUUUGGAACAUCACAGCCUAUUUUCAAAGCAAGCUGCUGAUGCUCCGCUCUGGAGCAUCCCAGCUGACCAGGGAUUAGGGAUGGGCAUUAGAACUCACAUUGAGCCUCAUGUGCUCUGUGAGCAUCCAGCACUCUAGCAUCGGGGUCCAAACCUGCAUCAGCACAAACAUGAAUAUUUCUGGGAUUCACAGCGGCACGCUCAGGAUGUACGGUGGAUUCAUUUUCAAACAGUGGAAAAAACUGUUUCUGCACCUGACAGCUGAGGGCAGACUUCUUCUGUGCCACGACGCGUUAUCUCUCCCUCACCAAAUGAUUCAUUUGCAAAGCAGUUGUGAGGCAAUUGUGCAGGGCAAGGACAUCCUGGACUUGCCUAAAUUACCCUCAGGAGCAUCCAGGGACUGCUGCUUCGCCCUGAUCCUUCCACAGAAUAAGUACCUGUUGCUGCUGGCUGAAACCCCUUCAGACUGCUGCCAGUGGCUGAAUGUUCUGAAAAAGGUGAAACAGACUCUGUCAUCACCUCUCAGUAUGUGUAAGAGGCAUCAGCAGCGACCGCCGGCCAUUGCUCUCCACGAUCUGGUGUCAGAGCAACUCCUGGAGAAAGAUCCACCCACCCCACCAGUCAGUGACACAGAGUCUUCCUCUCCAGGCCCCACAUCCAGUUCUCCUCAUAACAAAGGCAGGAACUUUCCCAGUGCGAAAAGCUGCCGGGGACGCACACAGUCUGUGGGGUGUCUGCGUCACGGCACCAGCAGUAACGCCCAGGCGAUGAGGGCAAUUUACCUGCUGAUGGGAGGAGCAGCUGCCUCCUCUGCCAUGGGUUACCUCGGAGCGUGCUCAUCCACUAAUCUGGAGGUGAAAGCUGACAUGCCUCUCAACGCAGAUUUCUCCGGUUCGGGGGCAGCGGGAGCAUACCACUUCGGAGGCCCUGUGAUGGAGUCUCCUCACUUCAACAGCUUUGACUUUGAAGUGGCGGACUCAGAUUUUGAUGCUUUUGAUUGUGGUGGAUUUACUUUUUAAUCACUCGUCUAGCUAUCACUCUUUAAAGCUUUGAACAACUUGAAUGUUUGUUCAUACAGAUCAUCAUGUUCUCAGCUUAAAAGCAUCAAAUGUAAACCUUGGACUUGAGGAGUAAAGUGACUAAUGAGAAUACAAGUAAGAGAAAUCUGCAAAUAUAAUAACUGAUGAGUUCUGCUUUUUUAUUCUCUAUUUCCUGAUGUUUGAUUGCAGCUUCAAAGAUAUUAACCCUGCAAACCAAUGAAUUUCAUUACUGUACACAAAAGCGUGGUUUAAUUCAUAAAACUAAUAAAGGACCUUAUCGGAAAAAAAAAAAAAAAAGAAUCAGUGUUGCACCAACUGACAUCAGAA